Molecule: messenger RNA, 5245 nt
Organism: Xiphophorus couchianus (Monterrey platyfish)
Lineage: Eukaryota; Metazoa; Chordata; Actinopteri; Cyprinodontiformes; Poeciliidae
Gene: slitrk1
Product: SLIT and NTRK like family member 1
Exons: 2
Coding region: 864-2975 (703 amino acids)
Biological process (GO): axonogenesis; positive regulation of synapse assembly
Cellular component (GO): postsynaptic density membrane; glutamatergic synapse; GABA-ergic synapse
Molecular function (GO): protein binding
Source: RefSeq, a predicted model, not a curated record
CUUUACCGCAUUCAACAGUGUUUUCCCAAUCGGAGCAGAGUUAGAGCCGUGGAAGUAAAUGAAAAAUUGCGACAAGGAGGUAAAAAGGGAGACUGGAAACAGUUUGGAACGUUUAUUUAAAAAUUUUUUUGGGGGGGGCUUUCUAAAACAGAAAACUCUGCAGCGCUUUGGACGAUGCGGACUGAGAGUUCUGGAGCUUCAGAUGAGAAGAUUUAAACAACAGAAGCUGUAAAAGACUUUUUUCCACCCCCACUCCCCUCCUUUUUUUCUAUUCCAGCGGAUUGCUUUCCCCCCUCUUCCUUCCCUCCGUCAGGAUUUUUGCCACCACAGAUCAGUAGAGGGUGUCAGAUCUUUCUCGGAGCGGCACACUGUGGGGAUGAGCGCAGCCUUCGCGCUCGCCUUAUUGUGACAAAAAAAGGGGGGUGGGAAGGGAAAAACAAAAGCAUAAGAAAAAGGGGGAGCAAAAAGCGGUUGACGAAGUGUAAGGAAUGUGAAAGAAGGGGAUGCGGGUGUUUCGGAUCAGCUGCGCAGGCUGUAAAUUCAGCACCAGAGGGGGGGAGGAGAGAGAGAGGAGAGUGGAGAAAGGGGGGGAAAGGACAGAUCCCGACGCCGCAGCGCGCCGCACGACUCCGGGAGAUUUCUUCAGCUUUCCAUCAGCGCGCCAAGAGUCAAACUGGACGUCUGGACGCAGCCUGGAUGUGCUCCUCAUCUCCUUCCUAAAUGUCUCCGUCUCCAUCCCCCCCCUCCUCCUCCUUCACCGCCACCUCUCGCUGAUGCAGACUAGAUUCGCAGCUCCUACAUGUCUUGAAAGGCGGGAAUGAAUCGUUCGCGCUGAGAGGAAAAAAAAAACGGAGGGGGAAAAAAUGCUGCUCUGGAUCAUCCUGCUGAAUGCGGCUCUCUGCGUUGCCAGCGGAAAUGUCACCAGGGAGGUUUGCAAGGAGAAGAUCUGCUCCUGCAGCGAGGUGGAGGGUGACCUGCACGUCGACUGCGAGAAACGGCACUUCAACACGCUGCGGCACCUGACCGGCCCCAGCUCUCACUUCUACCACCUGCUGCUGCACGGCAACUCUCUGUCCAGGCUCUUCCCCAAUGAGUUCGCCAACUUCUACAAUGCUGUGAGCCUGCACCUGGAGAACAACGGCCUGCAUGACAUCGUGCCCGGCGCCUUCCUGGGGCUGCAGUUGGUCAAGAGGCUCCACAUCAGCAACAACAAGAUGCGGUCUUUCAAGAAAAGCACCUUCCUGGGCUUGGACGACUUGGAAUACCUCCAGGCGGACUUUAAUUUGCUGAGGGACAUUGACCCGGCUGUUUUCAGGGACCUAAACAAACUGGAGGUGUUGAUACUAAAUGACAACCUCAUCAGUGCUCUACCUAUAAACGUGUUCCAGCACGUGCCCAUCACACAUCUUGAUCUGAGGGGGAAUCGGAUCAAGACGUUGCCUUAUGAGGGGAUUCUGGAGCAAAUACCCGGUAUCGCAGAAGUGCUGCUAGAGGACAACCCGUGGGACUGUAACUGUGAGCUACUGUCCCUGAAGGAGUGGCUGGAGAACAUACCACGCAACGCCCUCAUUGGGAGGGUGGUCUGUGAGGCCCCAACCAGGUUGCAGGGCAAUGACCUGAACGAGACCUCGGAGGCAGAGCUGUGUCCAUCACAGAGUGGGGGUGGAGAUAGCAGCCUGGCAGCUCCUCCCACUCAGGAGGAAACCUCUCGCCCCACGCCUUAUAAGCCCAGCAGGAAUGGUAGUGGAGGGCCCCCAACGCCUGGAGCAAAUGGCUCUAAGAGCCACUCCAAGUCCCGCGAGAACUGGCAGCUAAAAACAAGGCCCACUCCAGUGAUGGCUGGGGCAGAUGUGAACGGGGAUGGCGGCGGAGAGCAGCUGCGCAACGUGACGUGCCCACAGCCAUGCAGCUGCAAGCUGGUGGGCUCCAGACAGGGGCUGGGAGUCAACUGCGAGGGCAAAAAGAUCGAGAGCCUGGCCGGCCUCAAGCCGAAGCCCCUGGCCGCCCACGAGCUGAACAUGAGAGACAACAACAUCCAUGCUGUGAAGAGGAACCAGCUGCUUGGCUAUUCCAGCCUCAACCUGCUGGAUCUUGGUGGGAACAACAUCAAGGUUGUUGACAAUGGCACGUUCCAGAACCAGAGCGAGCUCCGGUGGCUGUACAUGGAUAAGAACUACCUGGAUACGCUGAUGGCAGAGAUGUUUGUGGGCCUCGUGAAUCUGGAAUAUCUCAGUUUGGAAUACAACGACAUCCAGCUGAUAGUGGCGGGUGCAUUCAGUCCCAUGCCAAACCUGAGGGUUCUGUUCCUGAACAACAACCUGCUGAAGGCUCUCCCUGUGGAUGCGUUCCUUGGGAUUUCUUUGUCAAAAAUCAGCCUCCAUAAUAAUUAUUUCCCCUACCUCCCCGUGACUGGUGUGUUGGACCAGCUCAACUCCAUCAUCCAGAUCGACCUGCAUGGGAACCCGUGGGAUUGCUCGUGCAACAUUGUGCCCUUCAAGCAGUGGACCGAGAGGCUCGGGGCCGACGUGAUUGUGAGCGAUCUCAAGUGCGAGUCGCCAGAGGAGUUCUGGAAACGGGACUUCCGCUAUGUGCGAAAUGACCUAAUGUGCCCCAAGGUGGGUGACGGAGACGCACCCGCUCCAGUGUCCAAGAAUGGAAGCUACACCCAGGACUCUGGUGGCACGCGCUCAAACUCAUACUUGGAGCCCAACCGGAUGUCCAUUUCGGUGCUUGUGCCCGGGCUGCUGCUCGUGUUCGUCACAUCCGCCUUCACGGUGGUGGGGAUGCUCGUGUUCAUCCUGCGGAACCGGAAGCGGUCAAAGCGGCGGGACGGCAACUCAUCCGCGUCGGAGAUCAACUCCUUACAGACGGUGUGCGACUCGUCCUACUGGCACAGUGGGCAGUAUCACGCGGAUGGAGGCACCCACCGGGGUUUCGACUGCAGCACGCACCUCUCAUCUGUGGAUGAUGCAUAAAAAACAGAGUCUGGAUUACAAACAGUAGACAAAAACUACAAAAAAAUUGUUUAGGAUUGGGGACAGACACUUGUUUAUGAACAUAUAAGUCAGCCUGAAAGCUGCACAAGCCCCCACUCUGUAAUAUAUGUAUAUGCCAAGCCCCUCUGGCUUACACCCUCCACUCCUUCCUCCCUCCUCCUCCUCUCUGCCGCAAUCGGACUACGGAUCUGGAGACAGAAAAAAAAAGAGGGAGAGAGGGGGGAAAAGGGAGCCAGGGAGAGGGUGUGUGUAUGUAUGCGAAAAGAGAAAGGAACGACCUGGGGAAUGGUGCACGAACGCAUGAAUGUACAUGUAAAUACCCAGACUGAUGUAUCAUAAAAAUGCAUGAUGAUAUUUCCGCAUGGUUUCAACAAGACACACGGCAGGGGAGGAACCAUAACCACCAACCAGGAGGCAAACUCGACCCCCCCUCUCUCAUGUUAUAUACCAACACAAUGGCUAUAUAUAUAGAUAUUAAGAAUUAUAUAUGACUAUUACAAAGUGCCAUUUCUCUAUUUUUGUGAACCUGCAGUUAGGAUUUGUAUUUGUUGUUUUAAAAUUUGUUUUGAGCUGAAAGGGACGAAAAGAAAAAACACCUGGGGGAAGGAGUGAUCAAAGUGAAGCUGUCGGUGCAUGUUCAGUUUUAUUACUGCCAUUUCUGUUGUCAGUUGAUCAUCAGUUCAUAUUUGAGAUUAUUCACACUGUAUGCUAAGUGGCAAAGCCAGUCCCAAGCAUAAGCAAACUGAGCAGCUGCUAAGGGCCUCCAGACCAGCAGGGGGAACCAAAGACUGCUUGACUCCCCAUGUUAUAUAUGAGAGUAAUUUAAAAUUUAUGAUAAAUACAGUUCCUAAAGUUAAACUGAUUUAAAAUUCUUUAAAAUUUAACAUUUUUAUUUAUGUAAUCAUCUUAAACCAUUGAAAAACGUAUCAGUCAUACGACCUUGGACCGGCUCUGCUAGGUGGUUUCUGAUUAAAAUCCCCACAAGUUUGCAGUAUGGAGGUCCAAAAGUGCCAUAAUUCCCAAAAUAAAUAGUAAAUUAAAUUCCUAUAAAAUGAUUUUAUGGUACACAACAUUGCAUAAAUAUUAAUAUAAAUUAAAAAUAUGUAUAUUUUAACAUUUAUUUAGAUUUGUUUAUGCCAUAUAAAAAUAUUUAAUGUAUAUAUUUAACAAAUUAUGGCACUUUUGGCUCUCCAUUAAGGUGAUCAUCUCCUUUUAUGAAUGUACAAAACAUGAAGACUUAGAAAAAAGAAAUACUGUUCAUUUUUUUAAAAUUGUGUGCCAAUUGUUGAAGAUAUUCAGACAUGCAGAUGAGCAUGACCAAUUAACGUCACUCAGAAGCUUAUGCUGCAAAAGUUCAUGUAGUUCCAAUAACAGUUAUGUGGUUCCUUUUUUGUGUGUGUGUGUGUCAAUGAACAUAGCCUGCUUUUGGGUGAGAGGAAGAAGAUAAAAAAAAUUAGUUAAAUUUGGGGAGGGGAGGGUUUGUACCAUCAUAUUUUUUCAACAACUGCGCAAAGAAGUGUUUCUGAUUACUCAUUGGAUCUGUGUAAAGAGGUAGACGAACAUGCAUUAGGAUAGGGUGCUUGUUUUCUUUUUAAUGUGAUAAUAAAAAAAGAGUAUUCCUCCACACAAAAUAGCUUAUGGCUGUGAUUCACUCUCAUCAUAUUGUGAGCUUUUGUAAAGCCAUCUUAAUCCUGUCCGAAUACGAGAACUGUAACGGGCUGCAUUUACUGCAAAACAGGCUGUAGUUAGGGAGAGGGGGGGUGGACACGUACACGUACACUUACAUGUAGGUGAUUAGUUAAUGCAAGAUGCCUUCUUUAAAGUCAGCAUUUUUGAAAACUUGAGAUACUCCUCCUGUUGUGCCAAAGCCUUGGUGUGGAUUUGCAGACUUGAAGAAAAAUGGAUCUACUUCCCUAAAUUUUACUCCCCUUUUUUCCUUUUACUAAAUACACAACUACCCAGCGGCUUGUUACUAGUGGGUUUAUAUAUUUUGGUCCAGCCACCUGAUUUUUCCCUUUCUUCAAAAUUUCCCUGUGCAGCCACAUUGGGAUUGGAGGGUUUGGGGUUGUUGCAUUGUGGGGAAACCAUGACUCUAUACUGUGGGGUAUUAACUGUGCCACAGAACUACUGAUGAUGAUUUGUCAUGAUUUUCAAACGCUGUGUUUCAAAGUUACAUUUAUAUGCUUUGCGAUAUUUGACCUGCUUAUAUUUUGUUAAAUAAAGUGUGGUUGAGGUUGAGUAAAAAAGGA